Molecule: messenger RNA, 1005 nt
Organism: Paraglomus brasilianum
Lineage: Eukaryota; Fungi; Glomeromycota; Glomeromycetes; Paraglomerales; Paraglomeraceae
Source: the annotation of a GenBank genome assembly
AUGUUUAAAACCAUUCCUAAUUAUCUAGUGGUCCCUAACAUUCCUAUUUUUUUUCUGGCUUCGGCCUUAACCUUGGCUGAUGAAACCAGCAAAAAGGGCGGUGCGUUCGCAGUUGGAAAUUUUUCACUUUACUUUAUUUCUGUCAAAAAUUUAAACAGUGAAGUGGGGAAAAUAGUUGACGCUUUAUUAACGGUAGACGAGCUAUCGAGUAGUUUAGAAGUUGUUAACGAAGCGGUUCAAGCCCUCCACCGUCCAACUACUCCUUUGCCAAGGCCAGUCAUCGCACCCAAGAAAAGUCAACCUUUUGUCAAUGGAGAUAUAAUUUUUCAGAAGGUAGUAUUUGCUUAUCCUAAACGACCGCAACAAAGUAUUUUACGAAACUUUACUUUCACUUUUCAACAAGGAAAAAUUUACGGCAUUGCUGGAAAAAACGGCAUUGGCAAAAGCACGAUUACUAAAACUACCCUUAAACUCUAUGAUUUAAAAGAAGGACAGAUCUUUAUUGGGGAACGUAAUAUUCAAGAAAUAGACACUAUUGACCUCCACCAACACAUUUGCUAUCAAACUAAUCGUCCGACUUUUUUCCGCAUGAGUAUUGCCGAGAAUGUUUGCUAUCCUGACAAAUAUAAUCGAAAAGACUAUGACAAAUUAGUAGAGGCUGCCAAAAAAACUGGCAUUUAUGAGUUCAUUACUAAACUGCCGCAGGGUUUUGACACUGUAUUAAGAGAAGGGGGCGCCGACCUCUCCGAAGGACAAAAGCAACAAAUCUCAGCCAUGAAAAUGUUUAUCAAUGACUAUGACAUUUACAUUUUGGAUGAAAUAUUAAGCAACGUUCAUCCUGAUUUGAAAGAAAUUAUUUUAGGAAACAUUUUCACUAAAUUAAAAGGAAAAACAGUCUUGGUAAUCGACCAUCACUAUGAAAUAUUUAAAUAUGUUGAUUACAUUUAUCAAUUCACGGGUGAAAAAUUAAUUCGCAUGAAUAAGAAGGAAUUUCUAACCGAAUAA